Vombatus ursinus (common wombat) is the source of this 4860-nucleotide messenger RNA. It is a transcript of the gene APLF, whose product is annotated as aprataxin and PNKP like factor. Gene Ontology annotation, biological process: double-strand break repair. Bases 1 to 1623 code for a protein of 540 amino acids. NCBI's taxonomy places the organism in Eukaryota, Metazoa, Chordata, Mammalia, Diprotodontia, Vombatidae. The transcript is spliced from 11 exons. Gene Ontology annotation, cellular component: nucleus; site of double-strand break. The record is from RefSeq and is a predicted model, not a curated record. Gene Ontology annotation, molecular function: 3'-5' exonuclease activity; protein binding; DNA-(apurinic or apyrimidinic site) endonuclease activity.
AUGGCCGGGGGAUUCGAGCUCGCGCCGGCGCUUGGCGGCCCGCGGGUGGCCUUGCCGCCCGGGGAGACGGUGAUCGGCCGCGGGCCGCUGCUGGGUAUAACAGACAAAAAAAUAUCAAGAAAACAUGCCAUCCUGGAGGUGGUAGGUGAUCAACUUCGAAUCAAACCGAUCCAUAUAAAUCCUUGUUUUUAUCAGUCUUCUGAAAAGAACCAGCUAUUGCCAUUGGAGACAAAUAAAUGGCAUCGGUUGAAUCCUGGAGAUAGUUUUUCCUUAUUAGUUGACAAAUACAUUUUCCAUGUUUUCUCUACACAUUCUGAAGUGGAAUGCACUUUACGAAAUAGUCAGAUGCUUGAUGAAGAUGAUCUAUUCAAUCAAUCACCCACAUCCCCUGUAAAUAGCUUUCCUGUUACUAUUGAAUGUACUAGUUCUCCAGUGGAACCACCGUCACAUUGUACCAAACACAUUAAUUCAAGCCAGUGCUCAGAGCUGGAGGAAACAACAGAAGUAGCCAUGCCAGUCACUAUACCCCAGAAUAAUUUGCUUCUUCCUGCAAAAUAUGGCAACAGUAGUGAGCAACCAAACUCUGUCCAGAGGAAACGAAUCCUCCCAUCUUGGAUGGUUCAGGGAGAUCUAAAUGUUCAAAACCUUGAGGUACCAUUUGCCCAGGAAGAUAAUGAAAUAACAAAAGGAAGAAUCUGCACAUAUCCAACAUCAUCAAAAGGACAAAAAAGGUUGUCUUCCUCAGAAAAUUCAGAAAAUAUUGAAGCAGAACAAGACCUAAAGAAAAAGUGCAGGGUUACUGAUCAGGAAGAAUCUACCAGUUCAUCAAAGGAAGUGAGUGGACCAUCUGUUGUAAUAGGUGUAAAUAAAACAGAAAUGACUAAGGCCGAGUCUGAAAGAUCUGAAAUCCCAGGAGAGCAAAUCGAUGAAAAUCUCCAUAAUGAGGAGGGUGAACAUACAACAUCUCCUAGAAGCAAAGGAAAUAAGAUGGAUGAAUAUGAAAAAGAUGUGCCCAUGGAAUAUUCUGGGAAUCCCAAGAGUCACCAUGACAACAUAUUACAGAAUAAGGACCCAGAACUUGACCUAGAAAUGAGCUCUGACCUUGAAGCGUCGAGUUCAACUAAAAGCAUAGCUGUUCCACAAGAUUCUGGGGGAAAUCAUCCCAGGAAAACACCUUGCAUUUAUGGAGCAAGUUGCUACAGGAAGAACCCUGUCCAUUUUCAGCAGUUCAGCCACCCUGGUGAUAGGGAUUACGAAGAUGCACAAGUUAUGAAUCAAGAUGAGGAUGACAAUAGACCUGAGUGCCCAUAUGGAACUUCUUGUUAUAGGAAGAAUCCUCAACACAAGAUAGAAUAUAAGCAUAGUGAACCAUCAGAGAUGAAAACCAAAAGAUCUAGACACAAGGCUACUAAGAAAGGUGCAAGUGUUUUGGAUGAAGAUAGUGAUGAUGAUGGCCAACCGAAUGAGUAUGAUUUGAAUGACAGCUUUUUAGAUGACGAAGAAGAGGAGUAUGAACCAACAGAUGAGGAUUCUGACUGGGAGCCAGCACAUGAAGACCAGGAAGACGAAGAUGUUGAAGAGCUUUUGAAAGAAGCAAAAAAGUUCAUGAAAAGAAGCAAGUAACUUUUCCUUCAGUAAUAUGCAAUAUUAUAUAUUAAUUUGUUUUUCUCUUAAAGAAAAGACAUCCAGGGUUGAAGUUCCUGGGAAGUAGUAGUUUUCCUACCUUUUAUAGUUUUAAUUUUUAAUCUUGUCCUUUUGAAAAUGUAAAAAUUUAAGCUUUCAGGAUCAUCAAAUAGCUGCUGAGCAAUCAUGCUUUUGUAUUGUAAAAAUAAAUUUAAUUUAAUUGUCUUGACUUUUAAAUUUUGUUCCUAAAUGUUCAAAAGAGAACUCAGUUAAGUGGCAACUUUUUUUUCUCACAUACUUUUCUUCUUGUAAUAAAAAGUGAAAAACAAUAGACUUAGAGAAUCUGCCUUUGUACAGACCAGUUUUUCAUUGACCAGUAAUUUUGUCUUUAAAGAGAAAAAAAAUGCUAUGCAAGUACAUGCAAACAAUUCUGUCAUUAGUAAGGAAGUUGAAAUCUUUCCUGGUUAUCAUAGUUCUUUUAAACUGAACCAGGUUUUUUAAAAUGAUAGCCUUUAUAUAAUGGUUGUACUUUAAAAAAAAAUAGUCUGAGUGACCACUGCAGUUUUUUAGACUACUGUCACUCUUAAGAACUUGGAAAAAAUCAGUCAAAAUGGAUCCUGACAGUGAUGAACAUAAGUGUGGAAAAGCUUAAUAACUUUAUAUGAAAUUGUCAUCUCAGAAUAAUUUUUAACUCCGAAGAAGCUUUCUUUAAGAAUAUGGAAAUAAUUGGGACAAUGCACAUGUUCUCCUGAUUGACCUUGGCUCUAGGAAAAUUACAACUCAUGUGUUGGUACCUUUUUAGCUGGUGAAAAUAGUUUAUUUCCCAGUGACAUAAGAGGGGGGGGACACUCAUCAAACUGAGUAAAAAUCACUUUAAAAAUUAUGAUGUUUGCAUUUUAGCUUAGUUUGUAUCAAAAACAGGUCUUAGGGAAAUAAGAUGCUAUAUAUGUGAAGGAAAGGAGGUCUCUUUUACUCAUACCUCUCAGUAGCAAUCUAGUGUGUAUGUGUCAGAGGGAUUGGAGGUGCAGCAUGGAAAUCAUUAAUCUCUAAAUCAAAAGGUAUCUUUGUAAAGCUAAACCAUAAUAUUGUUCUAUUCAUAUUCAUUUUUAAAAAAGCUUUUUGUUAAAAUUCCAUAGUUAGGAUCAGUAUUGGACUAAUAUUUUAAAAAAUUCUUUCCAGGUACUUGUGCAGUGCUUAAAUUGUGCAAUACUUAUGGUUAUGAGAGAUGAACUUACUUUCUCUAGGCAUAAGAACUUAACCAUUCUUAUUUUAUGUUUUGGAGGUUUUCAGUCCACAUUUGUUAUUUGGUCACUGUAAAGAAAUUGUAAUGUGGAAACUCCUUCUACAGAUUCAGAUAGGCAACUCCUCUGUAACUGAGAAUCCUAGAGAGUUGCCAGUGGCACUGGGUCUGAGGCACCGCAUGGGCCCAGAUCUUCAUUAGGCCAAGGCCAGCCCUCUCUCAUUUAUGCUGUAUUGGUUCUGAUUUAGUAGUUCAUAUACCUCUUCUCACUUUUCCUGUGAUCUUGCCAUUCUGACCUACUUAAGAAUUAAAUGUUCAUGUUUAAACACAUUUUUGUAUUGACCUAAUUCUUAUGUAUUUCAUGUGAUAACUGUCCAAAGAACACCGAAGAGGCAAUGCUCCUCUUAGCAAAUGACCUAAGGGAUUUUGAACCUUGGGCAAGGCACAUGAAUUUCACACAGUAAGUGGAAGUAUAGUGGGUCAUCUACAUUUAAAGACAGGAUGUCUUUCAUCUCCUAGAGUCUUACCAGAUAGUCAUCCUGCAAGUACAGUCCAGAUUAAGUGCCAGCACACUGGAUAAUCUCCACAGAUUGAGGUGCCAGAUAUGUACAGAGGAUGACCCACAAUGAAUAUAAUCCAUCAGUUGUUUUUAUUGUACCUCUCACCAGCUGAGUGGGCCAUUCCAUGUAGGGAACUCCCAUGGCAGUCCUAAAACCAGGUACUAUGAAGUUGGUUUUUGCCUGAUGGUACUACCCUAGUGGUGUCAGAUCUUAGGGCAUUUAAAGUUAAAGAAACUGUUUCAAUGAGGUUGUAGAAAUGGAAUCCACAUUACAAUGAAUGAUGGAAAAGUGUAGGUAAUGAAGGUUAAACCAUUCCUUCCAGAAACUGAAUGGUGAAAGGAAGAAACUAAAUCAGACACAGUAACAGAGACAAGGGAAUAAAGCAUUGGGAUAAGAAUGAGUUGAAUAGAUUCACAGGCUAAAGGGUAGGAACCAUUAAAGAGAGAGACAGAGAGAGAGACUAUAGGAUAUUACAGCUGGAAGGAACCUAAGAAACCAUUUAGCUCCUUAAUUUUGUGCAUAGGAAAACCAGUGCCCCAAGUAGUUAAGUGAUUUUAUAGUGACAGAGCCAAUAUUUAAGCCUCCUGCUUCCAAGUUCAGUGGCUCCUAACGCUGUAUACAUUGCCUCCAAGACAUAGGAUUAAUGAUACCAGACAGAUGGGGGAUAAUUGUUGGAGGGAGGUCCAAGAUGAAGCAAAAAGAGACAAUUAAGGAUUCAGGCAUAGCUUUGAUAUGGAGAUAAAUAUAAUGUAGAUCUAAAUAGUGUUACAAUAUCAAGUAGAAAAUGCCAAGGUGGGUGGAGAGGAUAUUAGAAAGUAAGGUGAAAGUUAUAAGGAAACCUUUCUCAAUAUUCAAAUAGAUCAAAUGGAUGAUUUUAUUGAUUUGGAUAUUACCUCCAGCAAUGCAGAUUGUGAUUCAUCCAUGCUUACCCAGCCCUUGUGGGGAUUGUGAGCUCUACUAUCUUCUUCAAAUGCCCUCAUAUUGACUUAUUCAACUCAUAUUACCUUUUGUCCUGGCUCAAAUUAAUUUUCAGCUAAGCCAGAGAGGAUCCUGGGGUAUAUAAGAGUGACUUACUUUGACCUCCAGCUCAGAUGGAGGGUUCACAAAGGAAAGAGCUAGUUUUAACCUUGCAGCACUGCAUGGGUGGCUGUGGUGGCUAAGACUAAAGAGAUGUCAGCCUACCAUAUUUGGACAAGGUCUAGCCACUGUGCUUCAGCAUACUGAAAGCCCAGCAAAGAAGGACUUACAGGAUCUCCUGGCUGUUCCACAAACAAGACACUCCUCCUCUUCGGUCUGGGCAUUUUGCCUCUCUCUGUCCCUCAUACCUAGAAUGCUCUCUUCCCUUAACUUUGCCUGCUGACUUACCUGUCCCAACUAAAAUCCCAUCUCUACUGGAAGUCUUUCCUAAGCCCUCUUAAUUCUAAUGUUUUCCUUUAA